AUGGCAGAGACAUCAAGAGCGUCACUCCCAUCAGCGAACGGAGGGCGAACUACAGCCAACUGGCACGACCAUAUGGUUACUGCGCUGAAGCCGGACAUGCCCGAGGCCCCGGCCGUGCGGCUGGUGUGGUGUGGUGACAUCAGCGGGGAGGUGGGCGUCAUGGGCUCCUGGGACGGGUGGAGCAAAGUCUGGAAACUCAACAGGAGUGGGAAUGGUGAGUACAGCGUGGCGCUGAAGAUCCCAUGCGGGCAACACGAGUACAAAUUCCGGGUCAACAACACCUGGUUCCACGAUGAAACCAAGCCGACGGUGUUCAACUCGUUUGGGACCCUGAACAAUCUGGUCAACGUCGUGAAGGCUUCCAAUGGUAAUGGUCCGACCAAAUCCGGCACCAAUGGGACUCCAGAGAAGGCAGUCCCAAACGGAAAGAACGGACCGGCUAUUCAAGCAUCCGAGGCGAUUCUUCUGAACAAGACGGCCAAAGAAAUCUACGAACACAAGACGACUACCGCUUCCACCAACGUCGCAACGCCCAAAAUCCAGGAGGUCCUCAAGCCUGAACCAGCCAGUGAAUUGAAUCAGAAUGCUAAGCCUACGAGCAAUGGUCACAGCGAUCAGGCUAACGGGAAAGCAGAUUUCUCGGGUGUAGAGCCCCAGUCCAAGCCGGUUGAUGUCCCUGAGCGAAUGCAAGAAAAGUUACGACCUCAAAAGACCACUUCCUAUCGGGUUCCUCCUGCAGUCCCACCUAAACCUGCAAAAGAGACCAUAGCCACUGCUCUCAAUCCAGAGCCGCGACCCUUGAUCAAAAAUGUUUCUGGUGUGGAGUCCGUGCAACAGACGUGCCCAAUGUCGAAGAGCACUGUAAACCGAGUUCCCCCGACAGUUCCACCCAAAGCUGCUAAAGAGGCGACAGCCACUGCUCCAGGUGCAGGCAAUCAAGAACCUCGACCCAUGACCAAAGUGGCAGACAAAGAUGUCUCUGGCGUGGAACGCUUGCAACAGUCGAAGACGGCCACCUCUCGAGUUCCUCCUCACACAGCCCCACACAAAGCGACAACCACAGCUCCUCCUAGCAUGAGAGCUCGCCCAGAAGUCCCACAGAAACGUGUAAGAGACAAGACAGGAAAGCCCGUAGCUGGAACCGCUGGAGGGGCGGUUAGGAAGCCUGAAACAGCACCGCCGAAGACGAGGGCAACCAUUGACAAACCUCCUAUGACAAAGCCCAAGCCCGUCCAGAAACGCGUGGCCACGGCACAGGCUACAGCCAAGACGGCGGCUAAAACUGUGGACGACAAGGUCUCAUCCCAAAAUGGCCAGGCAGAAACUCGUGCUCAAAGGUCACGAUUCAAAAUGGCGGACAGGCCAGAGCAAUUCAGCCCUCUAGCGGCCGCAGGGUCAAGUGCAGCUGUCAAGACUGGAGUAACGGACAGCGUUCCUGUGCAGUUUGUGCUGAAUUCGAAAGGGAAGACCAGCGGUGAUGUGGUUGUUCUGGGGUCGUGGGACGAUUGGAGCCGAGCCACAAAACUGGACAAGAAAGAGGACACACUGGAAACGAGUCUUGACCUGCCUUGUGGACCCUACGAAUAUAAAUACAAGAUUGGCAAGACGUGGUUUUGUGACACAACAAAGCCAGUCGUGCCAAACGUUUUUGGAACGCUCAACAACUACCUUCAGGUAGUCAAAGCAACGGAAGGUGCCUCCGCUACUACCGAUCAAGGUACGAACGUGGUCACUCAGCUCGAUGUUGAAACCCUGCAGCAGGCUCUUGCCAAAGUGUCGGAGGAGAAAGAAUCGAGCGAGGACAGGGUUGAGGAAGUAGAGCAGGCUGACUCUGGAAAAGAAGAUGUCGAAGUUUCGUCGGUAGACGUUGAAGGAAAGACAGCGGAUGAGACGGACACUGGCUCUACACGGCAAGAAUUCAUCAUACAAGACUCAUUGAUGAGUAUCUGUAUGACGCCAGAAAUGCCUCCAUUCACUUCAAAACAGACCUCCCAUGGAGACAAGGGUCCUGAGAAAACCGAUUCACGGCAACCACGUAGAGAUGAGCCUGUGACCUGUAUCUGUAGAACACCGGAAAUACCUCCAAUCAGACCGACUCUUCAGGAGACAGCAUCAGAAGACCUCAGUGGGCUAGCAGACGUGGCCACUGUUGAUUCAGAAGCAACAUCGCAAGUUCAAACAGCUUCAGAAGUUGCUGAAGAUGUCAAUGAACAGCCAAAGGAAAAGGACUCAUCUAAAAGUUCGGCAGAACAGGAAUCAGCGACUGAAGAUGUCCGAGAAGAUAGAAAGGAGUUAGUUGUCGAAUCAGAGGUUGAAUCAGGGGAGCAACCUGUCGCAAGAAAACCAGAAGAAACGGAAGCAAAAUCUGAGGAAAAAGAGAGGAUUGCACAUGGCACAGCUGAGAAGUCGGAUGGUGGUUCUUCCACAGAAACACAGAUACAAGCCACAGCCGUUUCGGUCUCAGAAACGGCAGAUCAGACAGUUGGAGAAACUGUGUCCGAAGGGUCUGAAGAGACGGUCUCAACGGAAGUUCCACCACAGACCGAGUCAGAGGAACAGGCUGUUCCAGAUGCAUCAGAGAGAACAGAGAGCCCGACCGAAGUGCCCUCACUCAAGGACACCCUGGAAAAGGCUGUCGCGGACUUACACACCAAGACAGAAGACAAAACGCCAUCAGUAACAACAAAUUUGUCUGAAACAGUUGCCCCAGGUGUGGAAAAGGAAUCUAAAGAAGCGCCUGUCCAAGAUAACGCCAAGAGAGCAGAAAACAAGGCGGCCACAGAAUCAGCAAUAGAAGUCAAGUCGGCAACAGAAGUCUCAGAAGAAAAGGACCUGACAUCAGAUGAAAGAGUUCAAGAAGAGGUCACCCCAAAGGAGAAAGCACAAGAUGAGGGUGAUCUCAAACCAGCACCAACACCAAAAACUUUAGAGCAGCCUUCAGGAGAUCAAACUACAGUAGCGGAAAGUUUAUCAGAGGGCGAAAAAGUUUAUAAGCCUAUAGAACAGCCUGUCCCGGACGUUGUGAAAGAGGCAGACACAGGACAUGUUUCUACCGAAACACCAGCACAAGAAGAGCAAGUUGAAGAUGUUGCCAGGGACAUGGACGAGAAGAAAGAUCAGAAUGCAUCCAAAAAAGUAGCAUCUGAGAAUGAACCAUCAGAUGGGCCUAGUCUGGAUAAUGUUGAUAAGGCGGCAAUACCAGAAGAAACAUUUGACUCGGUUGCCUUAGACACCGUGGUGCAGUCGGUAAAUGAAGAAGUUCUUCAGGCUGCCCCAAUUUUGAAUGAGAAGUCUGGAGACGAUAUUACACCUGACGAAACAAUUCAAAUCUCAGUGCAACACACAGUUGCUGCACCAGAAGAGAAAGAUGCAACAGAAGUUCAACCGCAAGAGAAAACAGACGAAGAAGCCCCGACAGAUCUGGACAAUGCCAUCACAACAGAAGUUCCAACACAAGACGAAACGAUUGAGGAGGUCACAACAAAAGAAGCACCUUCCUCCGAAACACCAAGACCUGGGGAUACAACUGUUAUAGACACGUCUGAGGGGUUACCUGACAAAACUGACAUAUCACCACCAGAGGAGGCUGUUGGAAAGGUUGCCCCAGACACGGCUGUAACACCGUGCGACACUGACCAGACUGAAGCACCACUGGCAUUGCCAACUGAAAUACAAGGCACUGAUACGAAAGAGAUUACCACAGAUACAAUCAUGGUAGAAUUAGAAACUACUGAGAAGAAUGAUCCAGGCGAAGUUGAGAAGGCAAAGGGUAAGACAUUCACCGAAGAACCAACAUCAGAAGAACCACCUGCGACAAUUGCAAUGGAAAGCGUUAAGAAGACGUAUGCUCAGGUAGUCAAGGAAAGUUUGCCGCCAACUGAUGUGGUAGAGAAAAAUACAGAAGACACUGUAGAAGAAAAGACGGUUGUUGAAACAAUUCUGACAGACAAAAUAGUUGAGGUACAGGUGGAGGCUUUAAAGCAAGAAAUUCCCACUGAAACACCACCAGAGGAAACAGUAUCAUGUGCACAGCAAGUGGAAAUAACAAAAGAGGAAAUACACACUGGAAUAUCAUCAAAAGAUAAUACAGUCCAGGAGCUAGUGAUACAAAAGGUGGAAUCGGCAAAAGAGGAAAUACACAUUGAAACAUCUCCAGAAGACAAGACAGUUGAAAAAACAGAGCCAGAAAAAGUGGCAAAAGAAGAGAUACCUACUGGAAAACCACCAAUAGACAAAACAAUUGAGGAACUAAAAGUGGAAUUUUCGAAAGAGGAGGAAAUUCACACUGAAACACAACCUGCAGACCACACAAUUGCAGAGGCGGUGUCCGAAGAACUGUUGGUGUCAAAAGUGGAAAUUUACAUCGAAGAGCCAGCAGCAAAGAAAACAGUUGUAGAGACAGUGCAGCAAAAAGUGUCAAUUCACACGGAAACAACAGCAGAGGACAAACCAGCCGAACAGACUGUUCAAGAAAAAGUAGAGAAAAUUGACACCGAAGCACAGCAGACAGACAAAACAGUUGAAGAGGCAGUCCAACCACAAAAAGCGGAAAUACCAAAAGAGGACAUUCUGAUUGCAACUCCCCUAGAAUCCAAAACAGUUGAGGAGAGGGUACCACAAAAAGAGACAGAGUCAGAAGAGGAAAUUCAGAUUAAAGCAACGCUAGACGAAGACAAAACAGUUGAAGAGGUAGUGCCAAAAGUUGAAAUGCCAAAAGAGGAAAUUCAGGUUGAAAUAGCUCCAGACCACAAAACAGUCAAGGAAAUUGUACCACAAAACGUGGAAGUGUCAAAAGAGGAAAUCCACACUGACUCGACACCCAAAGUCAAAACGGCUGAGGAUGCAGUACAACCACAAGAUGCGGAAAGGCCAAAAGAAGAACUUCACAUUGAAGCUCCACCAGAGGACAAAAAGGUUGAGGAGGUAGCUUCACAAAAAGUGGAAGUGUCAAAAGAGGAAACUCACAUUGAAACACCACCAGAAGACAAAGCAGUUGUGGAAGAAGCGCCACAAAAAGUGGAAGUGUCCAAAGAGGAAACUCACAUUGAAACACCACCAGAAGACAAAAUAAUGGAGGAGGCAGCGUCACAAAAAGUGGAAGUGGCAAUAGAGGAAACUCACAUCGAAACACCACCAGAAGACGAAGCCGUUGAGGAGGCAGCGUCACAAAAAGUGGAAGUGUCAAAAGAGGACUCUCACACCGAAACACCACCAGAAGACAAAAAUGUUGAGGAAACAACGUCACAAAAAGUGGAAGUGUCAAAAGAGGAAACUGACAGUGAAACACCACCAGAAGACAAAACAGUUGAGGAGGCAACGCCACAAAAUGUGGAAGUGUCAAAAGAGGAAAUUAACAUUGCAACACCACCAGAGGACAAAAAGGUUGAGGAGGCAGUGUCACAAAAAGUGGAAGUGUCAAAAGAGGAACCUCACAUUGAAACACCAUCAGAAGGCAAAACAGUUGAGGAGACAGUACCAGAAAAAUUGGACUUGUCAAAAGAGGAAAUUCACAUCGAAACACCACCAGAAGACAACGUUGAGGAGACAGUGUCACAAAAAGUGGAAGGGUCAAAAGAGGAAAUUCACAUUGAAACACCACCAGAAGACAACGUUGAGGAGGCACCGUCACAAAGAGUGGAAGUAUCAAAAGAUGAAAUUCACAUUGAAACACCACCAGAAGACAAAACAGUUGAGGAAACAGCGUCACAGAAAGUGGAAGUGGCAAAAGAGGAAAUUCAGAUGGAAACACCACCAGAAGACAAAAAUGUUGAGGAGGCAGCGUCACAAAAAGUGGAAGGGUCAAAAGAGGAAAUUCACAUUAAGACACCGCCAGAAGACAAAACCGUUGAGGAAACAACGUCACAAAAAGUGGAAGUAUCAAAAGAGGAAAUUCACGUUGAAACACCACCAGAGGACAAACAGGUUGAAGAGACAGCGUCACAGAAACUGGAAGGGGCAAAAGAGGAAACUCAGGUGGAAACACCACCAGAAGACAACUUUGAGGAGGCAGCGCCACAAAAAGUGGCAAAAGAAGACAUUCACAUUAAAACGCCACCACAAGACAAAACAGUUAAGGAGGCAGCGUCACAAAAAGUGGAAGUGUCAAAAGAGGACACUCACAUUGAAACACCACCAGAAGACAAAGCAGUUGAGGAGGCAGCGUCACAAAAAGUGGAAGGGUCAAAAGAGGAAAAUCACGUUGAAACAUUACCGACAGACACUACCACAACGACUGAGGAGGCAGUACAACAAAAGGUUGAACUGUUAAAAGAGGAAAUUCACAUAGAAACAGAACAAGAAGAGAAACCUGUCGAGGAACCUGUGCCACAACAAGAAGUUCAACCAAAAGAAGAAAUCCACACAGAAACACCGCCAAAAGACACGACAGUUGAAAAAACAGUACCACAAAAAGUGGAGGUGUCUGAAAAGGACAUUCACACCGAAAUACCACCAGAGGACAAAAUUGUCAAGCAAAUUGCAACAACCCACAAAGUGGAGCCAUGCUACAAGACAAUUCACGAAAUAUUGACAGAAGAUACGACAGAGAGGAUCCCGUUGUUUGAAUAUACCCAGUUCAGACUGGUGCAUAAGGAGGAGACCAGGGGUGAUGUGUUUGUACAAGGUUCCUGGGACGGAUGGAAGGAGUCAUUCAAACUGAACAAGGGUGAAGACGCAGUGUACACUGUGUCCGUCAUGUUACCAUACGGGCUACACGAGUAUAAGUACCGAGUGGGGAACAGUUGGAUUCACGACGAAAAGAAGCCAUCACUUUGUAACGCCUUUGGGACAAUAAAUAACGUACUGAAAGUGCCAGCAGAGGGUGGAGUGAAGGGUUCCAUAGACAUGACGGCUGAGGAGGGGGCAGAGUUGGAGGAGAGUAAGCGGGUGAGGUUGGGCUGGACGGGGGAGGCGAGGGGAGACGUGUUCGUGUCAGGCUCGUGGGACGGAUGGACACGGUCCUGGAAACUUAAAAAGAGCAGUGAGAAUGAGUACGGUGUAUUCCUGAACUUGCCCUGUCGUCAGCACCAGUAUAAACUCCGUACCGGGAACACCUGGUUCUACGACAAGACUAAGCCGAUUGUUUCCAACAGUUUCGGGACGUUCAACAACUCUAUUGACAUCGCCGCGACGCCCGCGAAAAUGGCGAAACCUUGGGGCAAGAGAACCCUGACGGACUACUAG
Messenger RNA from Branchiostoma belcheri (Belcher's lancelet), 7182 nucleotides. RefSeq names its product titin homolog. The transcript has 12 exons. NCBI's taxonomy places the organism in Eukaryota, Metazoa, Chordata, Leptocardii, Amphioxiformes, Branchiostomatidae. Gene Ontology annotation, cellular component: nucleus; nucleotide-activated protein kinase complex; cytoplasm. Gene Ontology annotation, biological process: signal transduction. Bases 1 to 7182 code for a protein of 2393 amino acids. The record is from RefSeq and is a predicted model, not a curated record. Gene Ontology annotation, molecular function: protein kinase binding.